Panicum virgatum (switchgrass) is the source of this 818-nucleotide messenger RNA. RefSeq lists its product as uncharacterized. The record is from RefSeq and is a predicted model, not a curated record. The transcript has a single exon. NCBI's taxonomy places the organism in Eukaryota, Viridiplantae, Streptophyta, Magnoliopsida, Poales, Poaceae. The annotation marks the transcript as partial.
CAGCCGACGAGGACGGCGACGGCGGAGACGCGGUGGCUGGACGCGGUACGGUACACGGUGGCCGCCGUGGUGACCGUGCUCAUCGUCACCGUCAUCGUCGUCGCCAUCAAGGUGGUACUCCGGCCUGAAUCGCUGCGCCUCUCCGUCGUCGGGGGCUUCGUGUCCUCGACUCCGCGGCCGGGAGCCACCGCCGCCGUGGAGUUGAACGUCAAGCUCCAGGCUGAAAACCCUAGCGGCCGCGCCCGCAUAUACUUCCUCAACAUCACCGCUUACCUCUUCGACAACAAGACGCUGGCGGCGUCCACGGCCGAUCCGGAGCAAGACUGCAUCAUCAACUUCGGCAGGCCCGACUUCGCCGUGGCGCAGCAGAUGGCGGUGUUCUUUGUGAUGAGCGUGCUGGGGGAGAACGAGACUACUAUCAUGGACCCCAACUACUUCGGCAUGCUGUACACGAAGCGCCGCACCAUCAGCGACGUAGUGAUGCGAGUGGAUGGCCGCCUGGUGACGGAGGUGAGGUCCGGGGCCAACACGACAAGUCAUCUGGCGACCUACUACUGUUGGCCGCUCGUCGUCGGCGAAGAUGAGGCCAGGAGCGGGAUGGAUGUGCCUUGCACGGAGAAUCAAUCUGAUGGAUGAUUCUCAAGGUCGAGUUUAUUCAAGGAACAAAAUUGUUUGUGUGUGUGUGUGUGUUUUGUUUCGAAGUAGUAGAAGUGUGGAACUAGUAGCUAGAUUGGAGUAUUGGAUUUGGCGGUGGUCUGCCUUGACGGAUCUCAUCCAUCAUCCCAUGCGUGUAUGUUUUGUAUUUCCUGGUAUGUUCU